AUGAUCUGUGCUGCUGAGGUCUUGGCUCGCAAACGCGCCGCCACCUAUCAGCGCCUCACCAUGCAGCUGACGCUGGAAGCGCUCUUGUCUGGUGCGAGGCGCAUGACGCCCUUGCGGGCGCAAGCACUUCUCGAGCCAGAGGACAGCUCCUCCUCGGACUUUGUCGAGUCGCCCGAGGAGUCUUCGCCGGAGGUCUCCGACUCCGAUGGGGGAAACCCUUCGAGUGGCCCCGACGAUGGGCGCGGAGCUGGCGACUCGGAGGCGUCUCCGUCCCUCACUGUGACGUCGGGAUUUACUGGCAGAAGGCACACAGUCCACAGCGAGAAGAGGCUGCACAAACACACACAAAACACAAGCCCGAAAAGAACCAGCACUGCUGGCACCCAGACGCGGCAUGUGGAUAUCGCCCUUCAUCUUGCGGCCAUGAGGAUGGGAGGGUACCUGCCGUCGAGAACGAGGAUCCCCCACUGUAUCGAUGACGCUCUGAAGACCAGCUUCGUUCAGCAUCGACCGAAUCGUACGAGUAAGGUUGUCAUGCGCCGUGGGAAGCUUGGAGGAUCGGCGUUUGCAGGUCUGGAGAUGAUGUGCAGCAACGGAGGGAUCGAGCUCGCGCUGACAUCCAUCACAUUCCGUCGGACACUGGCAGAUCGGCAUGCCAUGGAGAUAGCAGUCGAGCAUCUGAGCAUAGCGGUCUCGCUCAGGAAAAUGAGCGAAGAUGGUAGACUGCAAGACCCUAUCCUGCGACUUGAGCGAGUGUGUCCUGCGGCUGUGCAAGGGGGAGGAAUGAAGCGCCUCCAGCGUCAGCUGCAUAGUGAGGCGCUGAUAGCCGCGGGUGGCGGCGCGUUUGCGAGCCAAGACCUCAGCAGCAGGUCCGUCAUCAGGAACAAAGUGCCGACCAAACGCCGCAUCCUCAAGAGGCAUCGAGCGCUGAGCAAUGAUGUCCGCGAGAUACCAGAUGAAGCGGAGGGUGUCAAGAUGCAGGCGCACAGCGAGAAGCUGCACAAUCACACACAAAACACAAGCCCGAAAAGAACCAGCACUGCUGGCACCUAG
Guillardia theta CCMP2712 is the source of this 1053-nucleotide messenger RNA. RefSeq lists its product as hypothetical. NCBI's taxonomy places the organism in Eukaryota, Cryptophyceae, Pyrenomonadales, Geminigeraceae. The transcript is spliced from 7 exons. The record is from RefSeq and is a predicted model, not a curated record. The coding region runs from base 1 to 1053 and encodes 350 amino acids.